This is a messenger RNA of Anthostomella pinea, 1377 nucleotides long. NCBI's taxonomy places the organism in Eukaryota, Fungi, Ascomycota, Sordariomycetes, Xylariales, Xylariaceae. The record is from the annotation of a GenBank genome assembly.
AUGGUGCAAAUUAGCGAGGUUAAGGGCAACAAUCGCGACAACCGCACUGCAGCCCAUACCCACAUCAGAGGACUGGGUCUCAAGUCCGAUGGCACCGCAGAGAAGCAAGCCAGCGGCUUUGUCGGCCAACAACAAGCUCGAGAGGCCGCCGGUGUCGUCGUCGAUCUGAUCCGCGCCCACAAGAUGUCCGGAAGAGGUGUGCUGCUAGCUGGAGGGCCAGGUACUGGAAAGACAGCGCUCGCGCUUGCCCUUAGCCACGAACUCGGAACCAAGAUCCCCUUCUGCCCCAUCGUCGGAAGCGAAAUCUACUCGACAGAGGUGAAGAAGACGGAGAUGCUGAUGGAGAACUUCCGAAGAGCGAUCGGCUUGAAGGUACGGGAAACGAAGGAAGUCUACGAGGGCGAAGUGACGGAACUCAUGCCAGAGGAGGCCGAGAACCCGCUCGGCGGAUACGGCAAGACGAUCAGCACGCUCUUGAUAGGGUUGAAGAGCGCAAAGGGACAGAAGAAGCUCAGACUCGACCCCAGCAUAUACGAAGCGAUCCAGAAGGAGAGAGUCACAGUGGGCGAUGUGGUCUACAUCGAGGCCAACACCGGAGCAUGCAAACGAGUCGGGCGGUCGGAUGCGUAUGCUACCGAGUUUGAUCUCGAGGCUGAGGAGUAUGUACCCAUUCCGAAGGGCGAGGUACACAAGAAGAAGGAGAUCGUGCAGGAUGUCACACUCCAUGAUCUGGAUGUUGCGAAUGCUAGACCGCAGGGUGGGCAGGAUAUCAUGAGCAUGAUGGGCCAACUGAUGAAGCCCAAGAUGACGGAAAUCACCGACAAGCUGCGAGGCGAGAUCAACAAAGUCGUCAGCAAGUACAUUGACCAGGGCGUGGCCGAGCUCGUUCCUGGCGUGCUAUUCAUUGACGAGGCCCACAUGCUCGACAUCGAGUGCUUCACAUAUCUCAAUCGCGCGUUGGAAACUUCAAUCUCGCCGAUUGUGGUUCUCGCUUCGAACCGAGGCAUGUGCUCCAUCCGUGGCACCGAUGGUGUUGUUGCGGCCCACGGCAUUCCUCCCGACUUCCUUGCCCGCCUUCUCAUCAUCCCGACAACGCCCUACGAUGCCGAUGAAAUCAAGAGAAUUGUGCGCAUUCGUGCAACCACGGAAGGCGUGUCGAUUACCGAUGCAGCCAUCGACAAGAUUUCGGAGCACGGCGUGCGGAUCAGUCUGCGGUACUGCCUCCAACUGCUAACACCAGCCAGCAUUCUCGCACGCGUCAACGGUCGAAGUCAGAUUGACAUCAAGGAUGUUGCUGAAUGCGAGGAACUGUUCCUCGAUGCGCGGCGCAGCGCCGACUUGUUGAGUGGUGAGACAGGACGGGACUAUAUCUCAUGA